Molecule: messenger RNA, 727 nt
Organism: Nylanderia fulva
Lineage: Eukaryota; Metazoa; Arthropoda; Insecta; Hymenoptera; Formicidae
Gene: PGRP-S3
Product: peptidoglycan recognition protein S3
Biological process (GO): innate immune response; peptidoglycan catabolic process
Molecular function (GO): zinc ion binding; N-acetylmuramoyl-L-alanine amidase activity; peptidoglycan binding
Source: RefSeq, a predicted model, not a curated record
AAAUAUUCACACAUAAAUCUUCAAAUCUUCAUUUACAUUCUCAAGAAAGACAAGUUAUAAGCUUUUAUACGUCUCUGUUUCACACUGCAAGAAUGUUAUCGAGGAUCUGCUUCGUACUUUUGUUAGUACUUCCGGCCAGUUUCGCUAAUAAGGUCAAAUGUCCUAUCAUCAUCGGCAGAAAUGAGUGGACCUCCGUUCCCGCUGGAGACGUGAACUAUUUAAUCGUGCCAAUACCUUAUGUAGUAGUACAACAUACAGUAACUCCCGAAUGUAAUACACGCGAGGCUUGUACAACGCGCGUCGACAACAUCCGCAGUUAUCAUAUGGACCAACUUAGCUGGGACGAUAUCGGUUAUUCAUUCUUAAUCGGUGGCGAUGGAAACGUGUACGAGGGAUGUGGAUGGACACGUGAAGGAGCGCAUACAUACGGAUAUAAUAAAAAAUCUAUUGGCAUAGCUUUCAUUGGAAAUUUCGAAAACAAACAGGCCAGCCAGAAAAUGUUAGACGUUGCACACCAAUUAAUUGAGUGUGGCAAAUCCCAAGGUAUUCUUCGAAGCAAUGUACGUGUAAUUGGUGCGCGACAAGUGCAGCAAACAGCCAGUCCUGGGUAUCAACUCUACGUACAGAUGCAAAAUUGGCCUGAAUGGACCAGGAAUCCUUAACUUAACAGCAAAUGAGAAAAUAUUUGUUUCUAUAUAAUUUUUAAACUGAUAUAUAUAUAUAUAUA